AAUCGAUUAAUUGGGCAAUAAUCCAUCUCCACGUUCAUUCACACUGCAACCCGGAUCUUCAACGCUUCGGCAGCCGCCAUUUCUCGAUGAACUCGUCGGAGAUGACAGAAAUGUUGCCCGAAAAUGGCUAGAAUUUAAGAAUCUUGAUGUAUUUUGAUGUUUCGGUCUGUAAUUUAAUUUCAACGGACUUGACAAGUCGCCCCGACGCUGGCUAGGCGGAAGAUUUGGAAGAUCAGAUGAGUACAGAGGAGGGGGCUCCUGGUAUAACCUCAAGUAUUGUGUCUCCCUCAUCUUCGUCCUCGGUCUCCACUAGUCGCGUCAUCAUGGAAGGGGGUGGAAUUUCCCCAGAAAACGUCAUCCAUGUCAUCAACCCGUCCAGCCUCGGGAGUUUGUCCAGCGUGGUUAACGCGGUUUCUUCCACGGCGGCGGGCGGUAUGUCUGGCCUGCACACUAUUACAAUAGCGCCUGGCUCCUUCCCGAUUCCUGUCAACUUUGCGUCCAAUUUACAGGCCUCCACUAGCACUGCAAGUACUAACGGUAGCAGCGGGCAACAGAUCCUGAUGGCCCCGCCCGAGCUAGCAGCCAAGCUGAAGGAAGGGGCCCUACCCACACAAGUUAUACAGGUGCCUAAUGCCAAUCUGGCUUCCAUAGACUGGGCUGUAAAACUGAAGGAACUACAACACAAUCAGAGACUGGAGCGACUGAGGGAUGAACAAAACUUAAUCCGAGAGAAGGUCCAGAAAGCGUCAUUUGAGAGCAAGUUUGAGCCGUGUGUCGUGUGUGGAGACAAAGCCUCUGGUCGACAUUAUGGCUGCACAAGUUGUGAAGGGUGUAAGGGGUUCUUCAAAAGAAGCAUCAGGAAACAGCUGGGGUACGCGUGCCGUGGAAACAAAGACUGUCCGGUCAACAAACCCCACAGAAAUCGGUGUCAGUACUGUCGGCUCCAGAAGUGCCUGGCCGUGGGCAUGAGAGCGGAAUCUGUACAGCAAGAGAGGAAGCCUCCAGAGAAAGAACAGCGACCACAGUUCCCUGCGACGGUGGCCACAUCUACACAGAAAAUCUACAUCCGCAAAGAUCUCAGCAGUCCCUCGGCAUCACUUCCUACAUUUGCAGGCAAAUUAGAAGACGCUGGUGCUCAGAGAACGGCCAGUAACUUGUUGGCGAAUCUCCAGGAGAGAAUUGUCCACACAGAUCAGGGUAGUGUCAUCAUGGGAGGGGCAGUGCCCGCCUCCACCACAACAGAUCUGAGUACAUUGGCCAAUGUUGUCACUACGUUAGCCACAAUGAGCAAGAAUGCGGAGGAGGAUCAGAGCCCGUCUAACGGCGACACGGGACUAGGAGGCGACACGUCAAACAAUGCCGCGAAGGCCUUCGACACACUGGCUAAAGCUGUCCAGCCUCAGCCCUUGGACCAGUCCUCUCUGUGUGACAGUAGUCUGGAUCAGUCCUCCCUCAGCAUGGAUCUCGGCUCCGAGUACAACCGAGAUAGCUCCAUCGUAGUCGAGGUUGACGGCCCGGUGCUGACUCAGCAGAAUUUUACCUUCAACCUGACCACCCCCUCGCCCAUGCCGGCGUACCUGAACGUGCAUUACAUCUGUGAGACUGCUUCCCGCCUCCUGUUCCUGUCCAUGCACUGGACACGCUCCAUUCCCGCGUUCCACGUUCUAAGCCAAGAGGUGCAGACGAUCUUGGUGAAGUCGUCCUGGAGCGAGCUGUUCACCCUGGGCCUGGCUCAGUGUGCCCAGUCCAUGUCUCUGUCCACCAUCCUGAUGGCCAUACUGAACCACCUACAGACUGCGCUCCAACAAGACAAGAACUCGGCGGAGCGUGUGAAGCUGGUGAUUGAUCACAUUCUGAAGCUUCAGAACUACAUCCAAUCACUGGAGGCCUUACAGAUAGACUCGGAGGAGUUCGCCUAUCUGAAGGCCCUAGUCCUGUUCUCUCCAGAUACUCCAUCUUUGCCCAAUGCCCCACAGAUUGAGAGGGUCCAAGACAGAGCUCAGCGGGAGUUGGCCAAUCACGUUCGACAGACCCACCCCUCUAAUCCUGACCGCCUAGCCAAACUAUUGCUCCGCCUCCCCGCCCUUCAUUCUCUCAGUCCCAGCGUGAUGGAGGAACUGUUUUUCGCCGGCCUGAUCGGCAGUGUUCAAAUUGACAGCAUAAUUCCUUACAUUCUCAGAAUGGAGACCGCCGAAUACAACUCACAGAUGGCGGGGCAGGGCCUGCAGGGGGCAGCUGAGGGGACAGGGUUGGACUCCACCCCCACGGGGUCCAUGUUGUUUGCCUCUCCUCAGAUCACGACCGCUCAGAUGACUUCGGAGGCAAUUUCAGCACUACAGACAUCCAUUGCGACAACAUAACAGCAAGGUUUUUUUAAAUGGAGCAUUUUUUUUUUUUACAUUGACAGAGAUACAUGAAGGGAAUGAAGAAUGUUCAUGAAAAUCAAAAAACGAAAAAAAAUAAGGAAGAAAAAAAAUUAUUUUAAAGGAGAGGAAUUACAUCAUCCAACUGUUGUUAGAGAGUUGUUGUUUGUUAUUUGUUAAUUAUUGAGAGUUUAAAACAUUCGAGACUCAAUGUGAUAUGUGGACGGAAGCUUCAGUGAGUUUUCUCCUUUUGGAGAUAGACUUACGGCAGUUUGGAAUUUGUUGUUUUUUUUUUAAGAAAAAAAAAUUGUGGAUAGAUAGAGAGAUUGUCCCUGUAUCCAACAGUGGAUUUGAAUCGGCCAUGUUGUUCUCUGAUAUGCAUUGGCAGACGCAUUUGUGUAAAAAAAAAAUUAUUUUACAUACAACAUGUACAAGACAUAGAUGAGGUGUAAUCUCUGUGGGAUCCAUUUCAUCUUUUCUCAUCAUCAGCAUAGAUGUGCCGUUUAUUGCAUUUCAAAAUGUAACAGAAUUUCACUCAUCUUGAACCUGUUGGAUUUAUCCAUGUGUAAUUCAUUACCGUAUGCUGUUGGUUUUAAUAUUACAUCAGUUUAGUGCUACUCAUUUGUGAAAUACAACACAUUUUUAUCUAAAGAAUUCUUUUCCUGUAAAAGACCUAGAUGUGGGAUGAAGAAAAUUGUCUUCAUUCCUGGAAAAUGAAAAAAAAAAUUCUUUCAUCCCAUCACCAAACGCUAUUAAAAUUUAUGUACAGUUCCAAUUUAUUUGCUCUGUGACAAAGACCAAAAACACACAAAGAAUAUUUUAGUGCUUUGAAACUUUUUUUUUACAGGUCAUUGCAUGUUUUUGGAUUUUGUUGAAUUUGAACUUUUUUUUUUUUUUUUUUUUUUUUUUUAAUAUUCAAAUCCUAUCUUUAUAAAGCAGGACAAUAUUGUUUCAGUGGGAAAAUCCUUUUUAGAAUUGUUUGAAUUUUGUGCUUUUAUUUUGUUCUUGGAUAUAUUUUUUUAAUUUAAGAAAUGUUGUGAUAUAUACGUGUAAAUGUCAAUGAGAACUUGGGAGGGGGGUUUAUGGCCAACGUAAGUGGAAAGAUAUAGGUAGAUUGUUCUCUUCUCUGUGCUUUUAUUUUAUCUGUCUAAGCUGUUGUGUUUUAUAUCUGAUUAGCCAUAUUUGAACAAAAUAUUCAUUGUAUGAAAUACGAUAUUUUCUUGGGCCGCUUAAAUUUUCAAAAUUCCGCUUUUCGAUCAUAUGAAUACUUUCUUCCAUAUUUACAUCAUUUUUAAAUUUUUUUUUCUUCAAUCUAUAGAUUUAGGAUUAAGAUGUUUAAAUGAUGAGUAUUUAUCUUUUUAUUGUUGAGAAAUAUGUUACUGGUUUAUAGUGUGUUGUAAAAGAUUAUGAAGGUGCUAUGACAAUUGAGACAGAUUUCCCAAUUGUUACGAAUAUCAUAUUUCCAAUCUUUGUCAUGAUGUUGUACUGCAAUGUAACAUUUUGUCAUCCCUCGAGUAAUAGUCAAGCAUGCAUUUGGUUACGGCCCUGCAGAAUUGCCCUUCUUUUCUCAUGAUUUUUAAUAACCCUAGCAUCAGCUGUUGUACUGGUUAAUCAAAUUUUAUUUUUUGUCGUACAGGUUAAAUUUUUUAAACUGCAUUCAGCCAUAUGGCAUCUUGACAGUAUUUUGCCCCACUACCUGUCCCCCUCUUAAAAUUCCCCCCCCCCCCUUAAAAUGUUCCAGAAAAAAAAAUGGAAACAAGUUUACUGUGUUGCCAUGGUUAUGUGUUAUAUCGUCAUCAUAUAUGUUUGUGUAAGUAUUUCACAAGUAUUAAUCUGAGGCCAACUUUCUUAUUUCCAUUUGUGUUUUAUAUGUUUCGUACGUGUGUGUGUGUGUGUGUGUUUACGAUCUCUGUUGUCUAUGCGUACAUUUGUAGAGUAGAGACGAUUGUAGCUUCAUGUAUUCUCAUCUAAUGAGUAUAAUCUGGCCUCUGCCUUGGAAAGAAACUACAGGUUCGAUCAAUAUUCGUGACGUGUAUUCUACUUUUUUUUUCAUCUCAUUCCACACAUUUGUUUAUAAUUUUGUAGUAUUUUUUUUUCUAAAAAAAAAAUUAUCUUGGCAUACAAGUAUUUUCAUAUAAAACAUGUCACUUGUUAUUUUGAAAAUUCAGAGUUGUCUUUCCUAUAAUAGAAGUAAAUGGAGGAAAAAGUAAAUCUUUUUAUAUGUAAACAAUCUGACUAAAAGAAAUGCAAAUAUAUCUUUAUUUUACUGAAAGUAUAAGGCUUUCUCUAAAAUUUUAAGUUCAUCAGUAAAAGGGAUUUUCUGAAACCUUUAUAUUCCGGAUAUUGGAGACAGAAAAAAGGGGGGGGGGUCGAAAAAUUACUAUUAAUAAUUCGGUUCACCAAUAAUUCUUGUACACAAGCCUUAGUUUCUUUCCACGGAGAUUUGUUGCUUUCUAUAUAAUUAUAUAUGUGCAUGUCUGUGAAACAGAAUUUUCUUAAGAGUUUGAAUUCCUUUUACUGCCUAGGUCUGUUUGACAGGCCGCUACAAUGAGAUAACUUAUAAUGGACUCGUCGCCAUUGUCAAGUGGGCUUCUCCCGUUUUCUUUUUUGUUUCUUUUUUGCUUUGUUUAUAGAACAAAUACAUGUAUGUCAUACCGUAUAAAUCAACUAGAUAAAAUUUGGAAAGUGGUGGUAUUACUACUAUAUUUCUUCUUCUGUUAUUUGGUGAAUAUUAAAAAAAAGUUUGGAAACUUU
Messenger RNA from Magallana angulata, 5117 nucleotides. RefSeq names its product orphan steroid hormone receptor 2-like. Gene Ontology annotation, biological process: cell differentiation; anatomical structure development; regulation of transcription by RNA polymerase II. Gene Ontology annotation, molecular function: zinc ion binding; RNA polymerase II cis-regulatory region sequence-specific DNA binding; nuclear receptor activity. Lineage: Eukaryota; Metazoa; Mollusca; Bivalvia; Ostreida; Ostreidae. The coding region runs from base 237 to 2360 and encodes 707 amino acids. The transcript has 13 exons. The record is from RefSeq and is a predicted model, not a curated record.